CCUUUCGAAAAACGCGUCUGUCGCGGUCGGUGGUCCGCGACCCCCUUAGCCCGGCGCGUUGCUGCCAUCGUUGCUCCAUCAUUUCCGCUCCCCACUCUCCUUCCAAUAUACAAAACCUCUUCAUACUCUUCGUGACUUCUCAGUACUUUAAUUUGUACCUUCUACACAAAUCGAGACUUUUAAUUGCGCCUGCCAAUUCUCUCGUCUUCUACACUACAACUUCCGCUUGUACUCUGCAUCGCUCUUGAACGCCUGGAUUUACAUUCUGCCCAUCACCUAGACGACCAGCACUUGCACAUCUCGACGCAAUGGCUCGUGCAGCUUCUCGUCGGCAGGUCAAGCCUGUCGCUACGCCAGCGACCAACCUUAUCAGCAAGUACGGCCGACUCUCAAAAACACAACCUGCUCCUGUAGACGAUGCCUCAAAGAAGGUCUUCUUCAUCGGACUUCCCUCCUCUCUUCCAGUCGUCAAAACGGAGGUCAAGACAGAGAUCAAGCUCGAGUCCAGCCCGGAAAGAGCUCUCCCCCCUCAGCCUGCAGCGACACCCUCCAAGAAGCGCAAGUCAAGUUCGAUCGACGAAGACAUUUCACCAAGAGAUGCGAGAAGCGACGCCCCGAUACGCGAGUCUAUGAAGCGUCAGCGAGUCUUCAAAGAUACCAAGGACAAGCCUGUGCCCAUCAAGCUUGAGGUCAUCCCAACAACCGCAACCACCACUACUGCUUCUACAAGAAAGAGCACAACAUCACCAGUCGCCGACACCCGCCGAAAGACUCGCAAGUCGGACAUCAUCUCCCAAGCAAAGACCGAAGUGCGCAAAGCCAACCAAAAGGUCAAACGAACAAAGAAGCACAAUGCCACAAAGUCAGAGAUCAAGGAGGAGGUCGUCAAGAAGCAGCUGCCUGCCGAACUUCUGGAGCUCCUGGACCUGCAACGUGCCAUCCUCAAGACUGUUUCCCUUCAGCUUGUGCACCAAAACAACAACGCACCUCUUGAUAUCAGCUCCAUCACACCUCACGUCGCCCGCACAUGGGGAAAGAGGAAAGUCACAGUGGACGACAUUCGGAGAUGCAUUGCCAUCCAAGAUACAAAGACAGAAGGCCAGGAGGAUGGGUCCCUCGGCUCGCCCUUUAUCGUUACCGACUAUGGUCGCGGCAAGCUCUGCCUCGAGAUGGACCUCACUAAGAACACCAGCCGCAUCGAUGAGAACGAGCUUUGCCAACAAUUCGAGAAGAACCUCCACAUCAUGUGCUCCCAGCGCGCAAUGGAUGAGAUGUCAGAUCUCGACAUCUGCUUCGAGAACCUGAGCUUCAACGACCUGCCCAAGUCCAACAUUACCAUUCGUCACACGACGAUGUCGGCAAACCCCCUGUUCGCCAAGGGCCAACGCGCGCUGUCAGGAAUCAAGAGCGACAUCCUACUGAAGAAGGAGAAGGAGGCACAAGCCCAGGCAUUCAAAUUUCCGGCACUCAACCCCAAUGGCACCAAGAUGUCCCUCCUCGACAGACUCCGAGCCAAGGAGGAAGCCAACGCCAACAUUCAGCUCCCCACUGGUCCUGAGAUCGCGAGAAAGCGAGCGCUGCAGCGUGUCGGCGACAUCUCCGCCAUCAUUUCCAUGCUCGUGUCGUCGUCCAAUUCGGCCGGACAGAUGGUCAUUUCCUUCACCAUGCCUGUUCUGCAGCAAAAGCUCAAGGACUCUCUGCGCGUCCCCAUGCCCAUGGAGGAAGGUGUCGACGCGGUACGCCUGAUUGCUAAGGAGGUCGCACCGGAAUGGUUGAGGGUUGCCACGGUUGGUGGAAAGGAGCAUGUCGUCAUCCAGACGAGACGCAAGCCGUACGAGGCGGAGCUUGCCGCGCGAGUAAACCGACUUCUUGCAUAGAGGGAUUUCUGUGGUUGGAAGUUAUCGAGUGAAGUGUGCUAUAACGGUUGGAUUGAUGCAUGGCAUAGCGUGUUUUCUGCAUACGGAGUUUGGAAGAUACCACACAGAGGGACGAGAUUCAAAGAGAGAGUUGCGGGCGCCUGGUUCACUUGCAGGAGGCAGUAUUUAGACCUUACACGAUGAGGUGCAACCAGUCGCACACACACAUGUAGAGACUGCAACAAAUGCAGAAUAAUGGAAUCAGUGUAAUCGUCAGCUCUGGAGUCGCCAACUCAUCUAUUGUGCUGUAAAAACGUCUAGGAACCGUAACCUUCAUAAAGAGC
Messenger RNA from Colletotrichum godetiae, 2200 nucleotides. RefSeq lists its product as uncharacterized. NCBI's taxonomy places the organism in Eukaryota, Fungi, Ascomycota, Sordariomycetes, Glomerellales, Glomerellaceae. The record is from RefSeq and is a predicted model, not a curated record. The transcript has a single exon. Bases 309 to 1877 code for a protein of 522 amino acids.